AUGGACGCCUUAAAGGCCCUCACAUCCAAGCUCAAGAGGGAAGCUCAGGAUGUGGCCGGCCCAAAUAAAUAUAUAAAACGCUCGCAGCUGGAAGAGGCGAGGCUGCAAAAAAUUCGUGAGGAGGAAGCAAAGGAGCGCGAAGAGAAGGAGCGCAAGCGCAAGCUCCAGCUCAACGACGACAACCUCCAAAACUCAAAGGCGCCUAAGCACGACGAUGCACCCCCUGAGAGUCCCACGGUGCUCACAAGGGAGGAAGUCAUCCGCCGGUUGCGAGCCCUGGGGGAGCCUGCGACCCUGUUUGCUGAGUCGGACUUCGACCGUCUGAAACGCCUGCGCAAGGCUGAGGCCGAGAUGGCGGUGAACAUGGAGGACGACAUGGCGGGCGUUGCGGGGAAGGGCAACGCGCUGAUUGAGUUGCAGCGGCAAGCGCAGGAGAAGGCUCGGCUGCGGGCGCUGGGCGGCUCCAAGCCCGCGGAGGGCGGAGGUGCGGGGGGCGCCAAGGGGGGCGCCGGACCUGCCGGUGGUAAGGCUCCUGCGGCGCCGGCGGACAAGGCGGAUGGGGAACAGGCCGACGGCUCCUCCGCAACGGCCGGGGGCCCCUCUGCCGAGGAUGCGACGCUGGAGGCCUUCAAACGUGCCGCGGCGGAGCUGGCCGAGCGCCGCAAAGAGGAGGCCAUGGCGGUAGAGGACCGCAUCGCCAAGUACCUCAAGGCCUGGAUGAGGGAGUGGGAGGAUGAUCUGGAGCACCGGCCUGAUGUAGUCAAGGACAGCAGUUCAGGCAUUCAAGCUACCUUUGCGUACAAGCAAACCGCGCGCAACAUGGAGCCCCUGUACGACAGGCUCCGGAACCGGCAGCUUGCGGACGAGCUGCUGACGGGGCUGUGGAUGAUGGUACAGGCGAUGCGCAACCGCAACUACCUUCAUGCGAACGACAUCUACCUCAAGCUGGCGAUCGGGAACGCGCCGUGGCCCAUCGGUGUCACGAGUGUGGGCAUCCACGAGCGCUCCGCCCGCGAGAAGAUUUCCCACGUCAUGAACACCAACGGCCAGGCGCACAUCAUGAACGACGAGGCCACGCGAAAGUAUUUCCAGUCCAUCAAGCGCCUCAUCACGCAGCUCCAGCGCUUGUACCCCACUGACCCCUCGCGGUCUGUGGACUUCGACCCAGUGCCGGACCCUGGCAAGGGUGUCCAGGGUGAGGGCUGUCCCAAGCUGGCGCUCAUAGAGGCGGAGCGCCGCGGCGAGCUGCCGCUGGCGCUGCCCGCCGCGCCGCACUUCCUCGACCACGACGGCUCGAUACGGGUACCUGAGAAGUGGAGCUCCAUCCUAAACCGAUUCCGGGAAUCAUCACCCAGCCUGGCAGGGCUAGGCGAAGGAAACAGCAGGGAGGGCUCACCGGCACCGGGCGCGAAGCACUGA
Molecule: messenger RNA, 1419 nt
Organism: Volvox carteri f. nagariensis
Lineage: Eukaryota; Viridiplantae; Chlorophyta; Chlorophyceae; Chlamydomonadales; Volvocaceae
Exons: 7
Coding region: 1-1419 (472 amino acids)
Biological process (GO): generation of catalytic spliceosome for second transesterification step; RNA splicing
Cellular component (GO): U5 snRNP; U4/U6 x U5 tri-snRNP complex; U2-type post-spliceosomal complex
Source: RefSeq, a predicted model, not a curated record